AGCACACCGUUAAAAGAGAAUCGGCGGUCAGGUCAGUGUAGAAGGAAAGGGGUCAAAUCGGAAAAAGAAGAAAUUGCAUGAGAAACACGCAGGUAGAGAGGGUGCGUAAGUUGAUGCUUGGCGUGGAGGAGCAACCACUGCAAAUGUUCAAGUAUUUCUGCUGAAAAGAAAUGAGAAUCCCACGGAAAUAGAAAAAAGAGAGUGGGAGUUUGAUUUAGUGGUACAAGCAAAACCAUAACAGGUCUAUGCACAGCUAGCUUAGCUAAGAGAAAACAAACUCCACGAGAAUAUCAAAAACAAAGAGUACAAGUAGGAAUCUGAUUGCACAAAAAAGCUUGCAUGUAGGUUUUCUUCGAUGAAGCUCAUGGUGUUAAUGGUUCCAUUGAUACUGGUUUCUGGGUUUGUUGUCAUUUUUGGUCUAAGAUCUACUACGACUUCCAGCUGGGAUUUUAUAGCAAGACAACCGGCCUGGCUAUGGUGGGGACAUGGUAAUUCUUCUUUAAACGGUGCUAGUAGUGUCACGGUACAUGCAAAAGAGAGUGAUGAGUCUCCGCCUCUUAUUAACGGCUUUUCUCCUCCACCGCAAGCUGUUGAGGCGUUACCAUUUGAAGAGCCUAAUGUUUUGAAACAAGAUGUUUCAGAAACUUCAGGGCCCAUUGCUGCCCCAGCAAACGAAGCUCUUGAUCUUGCCAGAAAAACAAGACAUAAAACCGAGCACACCAGCCUAGAGAAACUCGAAGCAGGCCUUCAAAAAGCUCGAGUUGCAUUAAAAGAGGCUAAAAAUGGAAAGCAAGCAGAUGACCCUGAUUAUGCUCCGGCAGGCCCUAUGUACUGGAAUGCCGAAGUCUUUCACAGGAGUUAUUUGGAAAUGGAAAAACAGUUUAAGGUCUUUGUGUAUGGAGAGGGGGAGCCCCCUGUAUUUCAUAAUGGUCCUUGCAGGAGCAUAUACUCCAUGGAAGGAAAUUUUAUUCACAGGAUGGAGAUUGAUGGCCAUUUCCGUACCAAGGAUCCGGACAAAGCACACGUUUAUUUCCUCCCCUUCAGCGUAGCUAUGAUGGUUCGAUUUGUCUACGAGCGGGAGUCACGGGAUUUUGGUCCGAUAAGGAGGACUGUGUCGGACUACAUCAAUCUAAUCAGUGGAAAAUAUCCAUUUUGGAAUCGAAGUCUUGGUGCCGAUCAUUUCAUGCUUGCUUGCCAUGACUGGGGGCCAGAAGCUUCAUUUUCCGUUCCUCAUCUAGGCAAAAUCUCAAUUCGCGCACUAUGCAAUGCCAACACCUCAGAAAAAUUCAACCCCAUCAAAGAUGUAUCCUUGCCAGAGAUCAAUCUCCGAACCGGUUCAAUAAAGGGCUUCGUUGGUGGACUAUCUCCAUCAAAACGCUCAAUCUUAGCUUUCUUUGCAGGAAGGCUUCAUGGUCCUAUCAGACCUGUAGUUCUUGAGCACUGGGAAAAUAAGGAUGACGAUAUCAAGGUGCAUCAGCAGCUCCCAAAAGGGGUAUCUUACUAUGAAAUGAUGAGGGGAAGCAAGUUUUGCCUUUGUCCAAGUGGUUAUGAAGUUGCAAGUCCCAGAAUUGUCGAGGCGCUCUACGCUGGGUGCGUUCCAGUGCUGAUUUCAGAUCAUUACGUGCCACCUUUUAGUGAUGUCUUGAAUUGGAAGUCAUUCUCUGUUGAGGUUCCGGUGAGUGAUAUUCCCAGCUUGAAGAAGAUAUUGACAAGUAUAUCUCCAAGGCAAUACAUAAGAAUGCAAAGAAGAGUGCUGCAAGUAAGGAGGCACUUCGAGGUUAAUUCUCCUCCAAAGCGGUUUGAUGUCUUCCACAUGAUUCUUCAUUCUAUUUGGCUUCGUAGAUUGAAUGUUGGAAUUCAUGAUGAUCAAUUAGCCAUCACCAGCUGACUGAACCAGUAAUUAAUCAGAUUCCUAAUGAGUUGUGUAAUUAUGUUAAGGAUACUUUUAAUCAGAUGGCUAAGUCCUGGAAAAUAAAUUACAGGCUCCAUUGAUCAGCCUAUUCCUUCUAUA
Messenger RNA from Populus trichocarpa (black cottonwood), 2011 nucleotides. Its product is annotated as probable glycosyltransferase At5g03795. The transcript has 4 exons. Bases 356 to 1888 code for a protein of 510 amino acids. Gene Ontology annotation, molecular function: glycosyltransferase activity. The record is from RefSeq and is a predicted model, not a curated record. NCBI's taxonomy places the organism in Eukaryota, Viridiplantae, Streptophyta, Magnoliopsida, Malpighiales, Salicaceae.